This is a messenger RNA of Chlorella variabilis, 609 nucleotides long. RefSeq lists its product as hypothetical. Gene Ontology annotation, molecular function: GTPase activity; GTP binding. Lineage: Eukaryota; Viridiplantae; Chlorophyta; Trebouxiophyceae; Chlorellales; Chlorellaceae. Bases 1 to 609 code for a protein of 202 amino acids. The transcript is spliced from 5 exons. The record is from RefSeq and is a predicted model, not a curated record.
AUGGCGGGACUACCUGCACAGGUUGAGGUAGACCACACCUUCAAGAUCCUGCUGGUGGGCGACAGCGGCGUGGGCAAGUCGAGCCUGCUGCUUCGCUUUGCCACGGGCGGGUUUGAGGAGCUGGUCCCCACCAUCGGGGUCGACUUCAAGGCCAAGAUCAUCGAGCUGGGGGGCAAGAGGAUCCGCCUCACCGUGUGGGACACGGCGGGGCAGGAGCGCUUCCGCACGCUGACCAGCUCCUACUACCGCGGGGCCCAGGGCAUCAUCCUGGUGUACGACGUGAGCCGGGCGGAGACGUUUGACUCGCUGGCCGACAUCUGGCUGCGUGAGGUGGACAUGUACGGCACGGUGGAGGAAAGCGUGAAGAUGGUGGUGGCCAACAAGACAGACCUGGCGGAGACGCGCGAGGUCAGCACCGACAUGGGGGUGGCGUUUGCGCGGGCCCACGGCUGCCUGUUUGUGGAAACGUCGGCCAAGGGCAAUGUGGCGGUGGAGCAGGCCUUUGAGGAGCUGGUGCACAAGAUCCUGGAGACGCCCAGCCUGCUGGCCUCCAGCGGCAGCACGUUUGGCCUGAAGACCAAGCAGCCGCAGUCAUCCUCGUGCUGCUGA